Messenger RNA from Rhinocladiella mackenziei CBS 650.93, 912 nucleotides. RefSeq lists its product as uncharacterized. Gene Ontology annotation, cellular component: extracellular region. The record is from RefSeq and is a predicted model, not a curated record. The coding region runs from base 1 to 912 and encodes 303 amino acids. NCBI's taxonomy places the organism in Eukaryota, Fungi, Ascomycota, Eurotiomycetes, Chaetothyriales, Herpotrichiellaceae. The transcript is spliced from 2 exons.
AUGAAGUCAACAACCUUCACGAUCGCAGCAUUUGGCGCCGCUUGGGCCGCUGCCACUCCUCUGGACAAACGUGCGUUGGUCACCACUAUUGAGUACGUUAUCGAGACCGUGACCGUUACCGGGUAUCCCCCUGCCGAGACACCUGCUACCAAUGCCGUCGACCCUGCUCCCCCUGCUGAAACCACCUCUGUCGAGUCGGAUGCCCGAGGCGGAUGGUGGGGUGACUGGAGAAGUGGAGGUGCCGGUGAUUCUGCUGCUCCUCCCACUCAAGCACCAGCUUCCGAUAUACCUGAUCCUUCGAGCUAUGCCGAGGCUCCGUCCUCGGCGCCUGCUGCCAGCCUCAGCUCUUCUGCCACAUCUCCUUCGGUUGCUGCCAGCCCAAGCUCUUCUACCCCGUCUCCUGUCUCGACCUCUGUAUCUUCCGACUAUCAGCAAGGCAUCCUCGACUCUCACAACAUCCAUCGCCAGAACGCCUCGGUCCCGGAUCUGACUUGGAGUGAUGACAUGGCUUCCAUUGCCGCACAGAUCGCGGCCAGCUGCGUCUAUGCCCAUGACACCUCUACCGGCGGUGGUGGCUAUGGCCAGAACAUUGGUGCUGGUGCUCCUCCCGAGGACAUCCCCGCCAUGAUCACCAAUGAGAUGUACAACGCCGAGAUCAACUUCUACCCCGGAUAUGGUGGGGAGCCCGACAUGAGCAACUUCGAGAAAUGGGGCCAUUACUCCCAGAUUGUUUGGAAGUCCACCACCUCUGUUGGAUGUGCUACUCAGUACUGCCCCAACGGUUUGGCCAACACGGGCAGUGACGUCAGCCCAUAUUUCACUGUCUGCAACUACAGCCCACCUGGCAACUUCGGCGGCCAAUAUGCCGCUAACGUGUUGCAACCCGGCAACAUGCCCACCGUGACUUUGUAA